UAUCAGAUUAUUGACUGCUGUCCUUGUUAUUCCAGCUAGCCUUGUUUCUGGUUUGUGCAUAAAUUAGUAUUCUCACACUCAUUGCAAAUCAUUUUCUUAUUGUUAAACGCUCCAAAUUUUCAGAAGAUAUCAUUUGGAUUCCCUAUGGAGUUUCAUCUUCUUUCCAUCUUUGUUUUAUUCUGUCUUGCUCUAAGAGGAAGCAAUGCUUCUUUACCUGCAGAGGUGUAUUGGAAGUCCAUGUUACCAAACACUUCCAUGCCCAAAGCUCUACAAGAUCUUUUACAGCCUGAAUUCAAGAAUGGAAUUUCAAUCUCCACUGCGGAUGGGACACAGUUCCAGGUAAGGUAUACAGUUUAUUGGCCAGAAUUGGGAAAAUCUAAUAAAGUUUUCAUACCAAGUAAAACCACCAUAUUCUUCUUAUACGAUGAUCUCCUUCCUCACAAAAUCAUGACCCUUAAUUUCACUAAAUCAAACAAAAUCUCCAAUUUCUUGCCAAGAAAAAUUGCUGAAACCAUACCAUUUUCAAGCAAUAUGUUACCACAAAUUCUGAAAUACUUUUCCAUAAAACCUUCGUCAAAGGAAGCUCAAAUUGCAAAACGAACAAUUGAAGACUGUGAGGCACCAAAUAUUAGGGGGGAAAAUAAAUAUUGUGCUACAUCUUUAGAAUCACUAGUUGAUUUUGUCAUUACAAAGUUUGGGAAGAAAGUUCAGGCGCUUGCGAAUGAGGCAGAAAAGGAGAAUAGAGAACAGGAGUAUACUAUUUUAAAGGGAAUCAAAAUGAUUGGAGAUAAUCAAAUAGUGUGCCACAAGCAGAGAUAUGCAUAUGCUGUAUUUUACUGUCAUACAAUCAAUGCCACAAAGGCUUACACGAUUCCAUUGGAAGGCCUUGAUGGCUCCAAAGCUAAAGCCAUCGCAGUUUGCCACGCAGAUACAUCAGCUUGGAACCCCAAGCACAUUGCCUUCCAGAUCCUGAACGUUAAGCCUGGAGGACCUCCAGUUUGUCACUUCCUUAAUAGUGAUACCAUUGUUUGGGUACCCAACUAGAUUAUGUUUAGUAAGAUGUAAUCGAAAUUAUAAUAA
Molecule: messenger RNA, 1080 nt
Organism: Hevea brasiliensis (rubber tree)
Lineage: Eukaryota; Viridiplantae; Streptophyta; Magnoliopsida; Malpighiales; Euphorbiaceae
Product: BURP domain-containing protein 5
Exons: 3
Coding region: 145-1044 (299 amino acids)
Source: RefSeq, a predicted model, not a curated record